Messenger RNA from Sphaeramia orbicularis (orbiculate cardinalfish), 910 nucleotides. It is a transcript of the gene mrps24, whose product is annotated as mitochondrial ribosomal protein S24. Gene Ontology annotation, cellular component: mitochondrion. The coding region runs from base 75 to 590 and encodes 171 amino acids. The record is from RefSeq and is a predicted model, not a curated record. NCBI's taxonomy places the organism in Eukaryota, Metazoa, Chordata, Actinopteri, Kurtiformes, Apogonidae. The transcript has 4 exons. Gene Ontology annotation, biological process: translation.
CUUGAGACCAACAGCACAAAGUCAAUUCCCUGAUCAUUAUUAUUACACUCCAAAUAUCUGGGCAGUGAAAAAGCAUGGCGGCGUCCUUGAGCAACUCAGGGAGCGCGAGGCUACUGAAUGCCUUAACCAGGUCCGGUUUAUUUUGCAAUACCUUUGGAAGCAGAGCCCUCCAUGUCACUGCUGUGUGCUGCAAGAAUCGAGCAGCUCGUAUCCGUGUGGGGAAAGGAGACAAACCUUUAACCUAUGAGCAAGCAUUCCACCCUCAUCACAUCGGCCACCACAAAGGAUGGCUCUCACAGCAAACCUGUCACCUCAAAGGAGAAGGGGGAGCAGCCGAGCGGGCAGUAGAGGACGUGUUCAUCAGACGAUUCAUGUUCGGGACCUUCCAUGGCUGCCUCGCCAAUGAGAUUGUGAUCAAAAGGCGUGGCAACAUGGUCAUUGUGUGCGCUUUAAUGUUGCAGAAGAUGCCACCGAUGAAGUUCUACUUCUUAAUAGGCUAUUCAGAGACACUACUGUCAUAUUUUUACAAAUGCCCAGUUAAGUUAGAGGUCCAAACGCUCCGAGAUAAAGCUAUUUAUAAGUACAUCUAAUUUAACUGCGCUGAUGCUGGGACUUUGUUUGUUCUACAAUCAGUUGGAUUUUGUUCUUGUGCAAAGUACAAAGCCAAAGUUACCUACUAACGUGUUGUCAUUGGCAAUUUCAACUUUGAUAAAUUUAAAGCUCUCAUUUGUGUUCUGUUUCAAUUUCUGUCACAUACAAACCUUUUCACCAAUACAGUUUAUGAAAUGAAUUCUAAAAAUGAAAAGAUGUUAUAAAUGUAAACAUCAUUCAUUUUCAUUAAAAGAUGUAUUGGGUUUUAAUACAUUGGAUGUAUAUGGAUUUUCAACCACCUGUGUUAUCCCUGAAGAUU